Messenger RNA from Colletotrichum phormii, 723 nucleotides. RefSeq lists its product as uncharacterized. The record is from RefSeq and is a predicted model, not a curated record. The coding region runs from base 1 to 723 and encodes 240 amino acids. The transcript has 3 exons. NCBI's taxonomy places the organism in Eukaryota, Fungi, Ascomycota, Sordariomycetes, Glomerellales, Glomerellaceae. Gene Ontology annotation, molecular function: protein binding.
AUGGCAGGAGAUCACGAGGAGCACGAGGGCGCCUCCGUCCAGGAGCUCCUCAUCGAGGCCGCACGGCGCGACAACACAGAACUCUUCAACGACGUCAUCGCCGGUAUCAAGGACGAGAACGAGCUCUCCCGUAUCCUCAAUGAGACCACCACCGUCAUGGGGAACCACCUCUACCACGAAGCUGCCUCCCGUGGAAACUACGACAUAAUCGACCUCCUCCUCGACCAACCAAACUUUGAAUGCGAUCCCAUCAACCGCCAAGAAGGCGACACACCCCUCCACACCGCCAUUCGCUGGAUCAACAACGAAUCCCAAGCCAACCGCGAAUUCGGCAACGCCCUCGUCGACAUGAUGCUCGAAGCCGGCUCCAGCCCACGCAUCAAGAACAAGGGCGGCCUCACGCCCCUCCAGCUCGUCGACCCCCGUAACCCGGCCCUUCGCGAGCUCAUCCAGAAGCACGAGUACGCCUCGCUCAACGCCGGCGACUUCAUCAACGUGGACUCUUCAUCCGCUGGAAAGAAGAGCAAGGGCGGUGCCGCUCCGGCGUCGGCGCCCCCCGGUGCACCCCCUUCGAUCCCUAAUUCCGCCGCACCGCCUGUGCCGUCUGCUGGCUACGCGUACGACGACGAGAGUGACGAUGAUGCCGAGUUCAGUGGUAGCGACGACGAGGAGAGGGCCGAGUGGGAUCGGAGACGCAAGGAGCGUGCCGCGCGCAAGGGUUGA